AGUUACAUUCCUCGACCAUUUAGAUUAUUAAAAAUAAGUUACAGAAUAAAUAAAAAAUAUAAAAAAAUGGCUGCAUCAACUUCUAUAGGUUUGUUUCUCUUUGUAGGAUUUCUAGUCGCAAGAACCAAAGCAGGGCCAAUCGAUAUCAAAACUAAAGGUGCCAAGGGCGAUGGCGUCGCCAAUGAUGGAGAAGCGAUCAUGACUGCAUGGAAAGAGGCUUGUGAUUCCCCAAACCCAAGUCAGGUGGUGAUCCCACCGGGAAAAUAUAUGGUGUCUUCUCCACUUACUUUAUCAGGUCCAUGCAAGAACCCUAUUGAGAUAAAUGCAAAUGGAGCCACCCUCAAAGCCCCAUCGGAUCCUACCGGCAUAAAAGGACCAGGUUGGAUCAUGUUUAAAAAUGUCGAUAAGAUGACUUUAUCUGGAGGUAUCUUCGAUGGACAAGGCCAGGAGGCUUGGAAGACAAACAAUGCUGCCAAAACCGGAAAAUGCGACUUACCAUAUAACUUCAGAUUCGAUAUGGUGAAGGCUUCGUUCAUUAGAGGUAUAACAUCAAUGAACAGCAAACACUUUCACAUGAAUUUUCUUGGGUGCGACGGAACAACCGUUGAGAAAGUGACGAUUGAAGCACCGGCGGAGAGUCUGAACACAGACGGGAUGCAUAUCGGGAGAACAAAUGGUCUCAACAUUACCGAUUGCACUAUAAAAACAGGCGAUGAUUGUGUCUCCAUUGGUGAUGGAAGCUCGAAUAUCCAUAUCGAGAAAAUAAAAUGUGGACCUGGACAUGGCAUCAGUAUCGGAAGCCUGGGUAAGUACCCGGAUGAAGCACCGGUUGAAGGAAUCUUUAUCAAGGGUUGCACGAUGACCGGCACCGAUAAUGGUCUCCGGAUCAAGACGUGGCCUGGUUCACCACCUGGAAAAGCAGUCAACAUGCAUUUCGAUGAUGUUCAAAUGGAAAAUGUCGGAAACCCUAUAUUAAUCGAUCAAGAAUACUGCCCUUAUGUCGGUUGUAAACCUGAGACCAACUCCUCAAAGGUGAAAAUUGCAGACGUUUCGUUUAAAGGAAUCAGGGGUACGUCUUCCACAAAAGCAGCGAUUAGGCUACUGUGCAGCAAAGACAUACCAUGCGAGAAGGUGGAGUUGGCUGAUAUCGACUUGAAAUACGAGGGAAAAGAAGGAGCAGGUGCCAUCUCGGAGUGUAAAAACGUGAAACCAAUAACCACCGGAAAAAUCAUCCCCGAGGCAUGUGCAGCACCAGUAGAACCCUUUAAAGAAAAAGGUGGCGAAGCCGAUAGCAGCAGUUAGCCGUUGAUGAUCGCUGCUCUGUUUCAUCGUGUAAGUAGUGGCGGUAUGAUUGUAAUCGAUUAAUUACUAGAUGACCAAAUGCAGUUUGUGCGUGAAUAUUCGUGCAUCGGUUAUGUCAUUGUUGUUUUAUAUUAUUUCUGGUCAAUGUAUGUAUACCGU
Lactuca virosa is the source of this 1461-nucleotide messenger RNA. The record is from the annotation of a GenBank genome assembly. NCBI's taxonomy places the organism in Eukaryota, Viridiplantae, Streptophyta, Magnoliopsida, Asterales, Asteraceae.